Cuscuta europaea is the source of this 1356-nucleotide messenger RNA. Lineage: Eukaryota; Viridiplantae; Streptophyta; Magnoliopsida; Solanales; Convolvulaceae. The record is from the annotation of a GenBank genome assembly.
GGACGAUGGAUAUAGAAAGAAAAGAAAUGAUGAGUCGAGAAAUGGAACAGUAGUAGCGAAAAGAGGAGGCAGUGCGGUUGGGCGCACUAGCAGUAGCACACACAUGCGGGUCCCAUCAGUAUCACUGCCUUCCCCGCUUCAUCCUCUGCUUUUCUUGUUCCCCUAGCCCACACUAUACUAUGCUAGAUUCCACACAUUUCCCUCUCACUAGCUACUCUGCUUUCCUCUGCUCCUCUUCACCGCACUUAUUAUUCGCACGUUCUCUUUAAUUUCCCCUUUUAUUCUUCCAUGGAACCCAACCUCGCCUUCCUCGGCGGCGGAGGGGAUGCAGAGCUCGAGUUGGGCCUGGGCUUGAGCAUUAGGACUGGGCCCAAGCCUGCUCCGUCUCCUUCUGGCAAGGGAGGAGGAGCAGAAGAAGAGUGUGGAAGAAUCUUCACUGCGAAAGACUUUCUUAACGGGUUUCAUACUGCUAGGCCGAAUGCUGCUGCUUUUUCUGGGGCUAAAAGAGCGGCGGAAUCUGUGGUUGGACCGCCUUCCACGGCUGUGAACAGGGGUACCAGUCAGGUGGUGGGAUGGCCACCCAUUAGGUCCUAUAGGAUGAAUAGCUUGGUCAACCAAGGGAAAGCUCCCAAUGCUGAAGAUGAUAUUGUGGGAGUUGCUGGGAAUGAGAAGAAGAAGGAAAACUCAAUAAAUAAAAUGAGCAAGGGAAACAACGAUGAUGAUGGUUGUGCUGUCAAAGAAAAGGGAAAUAUUGGAUUUGUGAAGGUGAAUAUGGAUGGAUUGCCAAUUGGGAGAAAAGUGGAUGUGAGUGCUCACACCUGCUAUGAAUCUUUGGCUGAAAUGUUGGAGCAGAUGUUCUUCAAGUCCGGAAGUAAUGAUGCUAUGAAUGCUUUCCGCGGGGGGAAGGAGCAAAGAGCGAGGCCAUCUAAGCUUUUAGACGGGUCUUCUGAGUUUGCGUUAACAUAUGAGGAUAAAGAAGGAGACUGGAUGCUCGUGGGCGAUGUCCCCUGGGGGAUGUUUCUUAGCACAGUGAAAAGGUUAAGAAUCUUGAAGACCUCUGAGGCUAAAGGACUUGCUCCAGGGAUCCAGGAAAGGCAUGAAAGACGCACCACAAAACCAAUCUGAGCUUUAUUCUUCCACAAGUCUCAUUGUGGUUGCCUUGUUUCCGUUUUCUCUCUUUUCUUUUAAAUAUUUGCACCUACGUUCCCAUUCUUGUAUCCGUAUAAGCGCAGUUCUUGCUAUUUACCCUUAUUUUCAUUCUCCUUUUCAAUGUGUGUCCAUGGGUACAAAGUAAAAAUAAUUAAUGUGCUUAAUUAUCAGAUUCAACAAAAGAUUCGACAAUUUCAAGAAGGAAAG